Rosa rugosa (rugosa rose) is the source of this 808-nucleotide messenger RNA. RefSeq lists its product as uncharacterized. The coding region runs from base 66 to 656 and encodes 196 amino acids. Lineage: Eukaryota; Viridiplantae; Streptophyta; Magnoliopsida; Rosales; Rosaceae. The record is from RefSeq and is a predicted model, not a curated record. The transcript has 3 exons.
AAAGAAGUCUUAACAGCAAAAACAGAAAGAACUGACAAUUUUCAGAGCCCAGAAAACUGGUAACCAUGUCUGUGGCCUCAUCCCAACAGAGCUUUCUUGCAAACGCUCUCAUUCCACAAACCCACAAACCUAAAACCAAGUUCUUCACUUCACCAAACACCAUCUCAUGCAAAAGAAGCUCCUCAUCAGAUGAUGAUGAUCAGAAAGGUCUUUCCAGUAAUGAAAUUCCCAGAAAGAAUGAGAACCAAUUUGCAAAGUUGGCAAUGGUGACAUUGGCAGCUGGUGUGUUGACUCUGGGCUCUGUUCAUGAUGCUUCAGCUGCCAAGAGUGGUGGCAGAGUAGGUGGACAGGCGUUCCGGUCUUCGGCUCCUCGGCCUUCCUCCCCUAGGAUCAAUAACAAUUCCAGGACCAAUAUUUACAUCAAUCCUCCUAUUGCUCCGCCAUUAGUCGGUGGUUAUGGAUAUGGUUAUGGAUCACCAUUCUUUGGUGGGUGGGGUUGGUCUCCAUUUUCAUUUUUCGCCCCAGGUCCUGGUGUUGCCGUUGGCAUUGGUGGCGGCUUCCAACUGUUAGCUAUUGCUGUGUUUCUUGGUGCAAUUGCUGCCGUGGCAAGGAGAUUCAACGCUUCAAGAGACGAAGAAGAUGAUGAUUACUAUUAAAAGAUUACUUAUAUUGUUAGCAUCCAGUGAACAGUAAAUGUUGUACUUUAGUGGCUACGAUACAUUUUGAGUAGCCAUCCUGCUGGUAAAUAUAGUAGCAUCAUGUAAUCUUUAUUUUCCACGGUUAUUAAUGUAACAUAAUCAUUUAGAUA